Triplophysa rosa is the source of this 5627-nucleotide messenger RNA. It is a transcript of the gene gpr139, whose product is annotated as G protein-coupled receptor 139. Bases 202 to 1290 code for a protein of 362 amino acids. Gene Ontology annotation, biological process: G protein-coupled receptor signaling pathway. The record is from RefSeq and is a predicted model, not a curated record. Gene Ontology annotation, molecular function: neuropeptide receptor activity. The transcript has 2 exons. Gene Ontology annotation, cellular component: membrane. Lineage: Eukaryota; Metazoa; Chordata; Actinopteri; Cypriniformes; Nemacheilidae.
CCUGUCUCUCUUCCCAUCACAUCGCCGGCUUCGUCGUCUCUGUCUGCGUCUCGGUAUCAUUCUGCCUCCUCGCGCUCACGCUUGCAGUCGUUCUCCGGCUCUAACACGUGUCAUCCAGCCCUUGAGGACAGAACUGUUUUUCUCUGAGCGUCCGGCUGUAGUCGUUUUCCUCUCCGGAGCUCGAGGGAGGGCAGCGACGCCAUGGAGCACAGUCACAUCUUCACCGUUAUGUCCCCCAACUCUACUUCAUGGGGUCCCGGCGGGUGCCCGCUCGGACAGUUGCCCGUCAUCUACUACAGUUCUCUGCUCUGCCUUGGCCUGCCUGCAAACAUCCUGACGGUGAUCAUCCUCUCCCAGCUGGUGGUGCGGCGACAGAAAUCAUCCUACAACUAUCUGCUGGCUCUGGCUAUAGCUGACAUCCUCGUUCUGCUGCUGAUUGUGUUUGUGGACUUUCUUCUGGAGGACUUCAUUCUAGGAGCUCCCCUUCCCCACUCUCUGAACAAGGCUGUGCAGGUGCUGGAGUUCUCCUCCAUCCACACCUCCAUCUGGAUCACCGUGCCCCUGACCAUAGACCGCUACAUCGCCGUGUGCCAUCCGCUGCGCUAUCACACCGUCUCCUACCCGGCCCGAACCCGCAAAGUCAUCCUGGCCGUGUACGCCGGCUGCCUGAUCUCCAGCGCUCCGUACUACUGGUGGCCGGAGCUGUGGCACGGGCUGCCGGGAGCGGGCGGCGGCGGGCGCAGCAGCGCAGGGCAGCACGUGCUGGUGUGGAUCCACUGCGCCACUGUGUAUCUGCUCCCCUGCUCCGUGUUCUUCUCUCUCAACGCCAUCAUCGUAUGGAAGCUCCGUUGCAGGCGUAGCUGCUUCCGUCUGCGUGGCUACUCCACCGGAAAGACCACAGCGAUCCUGCUGGCCAUCACCUCUGUGUUCGCCGUGCUGUGGGCACCACGCACUCUCAUGAUCCUUUAUCACCUGUACACGGCGCAGCCGGCGAUGCCCGGCUCUGCCCGACUGCUUCACCUGGUCACGGACGUGGCAAACAUGCUGGCGUUGCUCAACACCGGCGUCAACUUCUUCUUGUACUGCUUCAUCAGCAGGCGCUUUCGCCGGAUGGCCGCCGCGGUGCUAAAGGCUUUGUUCCGAUGUAGGAAGCAGCCGCCUCCUUUUUACGCCAGUCACAACUUCUCCAUCACCAGCAGCCCGUGGAUCUCACCAGCAAAUUCGCAUUGCAUCAAGAUGCUGGUGUACCAGUACGACAAAAACGGCAAACCCGUCUGCAUAUCUUCCUGAACGCUGUAAAAUAUCAAUCCCAGAUAUUCUUGAGUCGCCAGGCAAGGAGACGUCUUGCCCAACCUUGAGAAGAAGGUUAAUGAUGGUGAGCAGAUGGCAGCAACUGGCAGUGCCUCAAUAAGAAAUCCAGUUUCAGGUUUAAAGACAUCUGAGGUUGGCCAAAAACGUGGUUUCGACAGGCGGAUUGGCCGGUAAGCCAUGAACAUGCCAAUGCCUUUCAGGACAUCAAUGCAAAAAAGGUCGCAACCUCAAAGUGAAAUCGUGGCUUGCACGUCAGUACAUUUUAAGAUCUCCAGCAUGUUUUGAUGCACACCAAAGCAAGAUGAUGAAGGUCUGCACAGAUGACAUGUUACUGUAUGUGAACCAUCUUAACACUCUUACCUUUUAAAUAAGGGAGGAUGGAAAGCCCCUCCCUCAAAAAACAAUGGUGACAUUUUCAUCCAAUAUGCUGUCGGUCUCCAAGGGCCUGUCGCAAAUGGCACAAGCUAUUAAAGAAUCAUCCCUUUAGAUAACGAUCAGCGCUCAAAAAAGUGCUUCAGUAUCGCUGUCUGAUGAAGAAUAAUGACACAACAUAAGUACACAGACUCGGCUUUAAUAAUCUUGUGGUGCAACUGACUGUUACAUGUACAAUAAAAGCAAAAAAGACUUUUAGGGAUAACGUAUUGUUUAUCAUUUGAAUCAACGUUUAAAGCAACAGACAUUCAUUGCUCAGUAUACAGAAGGAUUUUCUUUCCAACAAUUAUCAAGACUUUGAAACACCCAGCACACACACAAACACAUCCAUCCUUUUCCGGGUGACCCCGAGAAGUACUUUCCAAAUAAACCAGCUGAGGAAUGAGCUGCUGGAGAAAACCACGUUUAUUUAUCUUCACACAGCCUGCCAUCUGGAGCGCUUUAACUGUGCUGAAUAUCUGAGAUAUAUUCAAACCAUACAGGGCACAGAUGAGGUAGACAGCAUAAAAUGUGCGAUCUGAUGAGACGCGGUCAGAAUCAGAACAAGUGUGAGGAAUUUGUUAAGGUUUUGUUCUCGAUUCAACCAGAAAACAAAACACGGGUCGUCUGAAAGGUCAUGAAAUGUAAAAUGAGAAAAAUGAAAUUAGACUUUCUAUCGAAGUGAAGUCCGUGUCUGUUAGUUUUGAAACCCGCUGCAGGUUUGUGGACUUUUGGAAGUUACAGUACAUGUUGAGAAUAUUAGUCUUCAGUCUUGGUCACAGGUGCUUAUACACAUUUAUGUCAGAUAUUGUCUCCUAAACCACCCUUGGAUGGUGUUGUUGUGUUUGUUACUUGACAAACGCAGCAUUAUUCAAUCAUUGUUAAAUCAACACAGCCAUAAAAAUUCAUUUAAAAUACUUAACAGAUCAGAUUUUAAAACUUUACUCCAAUUAUGUUCCUAUUUAUUUCAAUUAUUAUGCGUAUAUAUAGUAUAUCUUAAUAUUUGGUGCUAUUAACAAUUUUUAAAUCUACGAUGUGGGUGAAAAAAUCUGUCUUCAUCUGGAAUUAAUAUAAAUGUCUGAGAUUGAAACUAUUUGAAAAUGGGUCUCGCAGACCUGAACAUCACACAAGAGUGAACAGCAAAUCUUUCACUGUAAAUUGACAUUUGCUGAUACUUAUAGAAAUAAGUUGGAAUGUGUUAACUAACUUGAUGAUUUGAAGUGAUGUAAAAACAUUUAAAAACGUAAAAUAGUAAGUUGAAAUGACAUACUAAGUUGAAACUACGAAGUAGGCAACUUGAUUGCGUUUAAAGGAACAGUUCAUAUAAUAAAAAUAAAAAAAAUCUGUCAUAAUUUACUCAAUCUCGAAUUACAAAUCUGUAAAUGACUAUUUGGAAGAAUGCUUUUGUAACCAAUCAGUUCUUGGACCCCAUUGACUCCCAUAGUAGGAAAAAUGACAAUGGUAGUCAAAAGAGCCCCAGAACUGUUUGUUUUCCUACAUUCUUCAAAAUAUCUUCUUUUGUGUUCAUCAGACAUUUAUGAAGCAAUGGAACUGUUACAAGCAUUCUUCCAAAUAUCUUUCUCUGUGUUCAUCAGAUUUCCAGAUCCAGAUCUGGAACGACUUGAAGGUGAGUAAAUGAUGACAGAAUUUUUAUUUUUGGGUGAACUGUCCCUUUAAGGCCGUAAAAAAAUGGUUGUAAAGACGAUUAUAUUGCAUUUCUGUCAAUACCAUCUACAGGAAAGACAUUUAUUGAACAAUUUCAUGGGAUCUGUCAAAUCUAGCAAGUAUGUAAUAAAAACAGUUUCCUAAUAUGCAAUUAUUUGGCGAUUCAGCAUUUACACGUUAUUAUUGCUGUUGUGAUAUCAAAACUUAUCUUAAAGUGUAAUAUGGAGCUGUACUGUAAAGUCAUUUAGGCUCAGUAGAGAGGUCAGAAGCUCUUAUAUUGGUGAGCUAUAGGGUUUACCUGUAACCUGUAUGACACAGGCACAAAGAACAUAUACUAUUGUAUGUUAGAUAUGUAUAAAAUACAUAUUACGCAAAUCUAUAGACUAGAUUGGACGGCUGCUGUUAAUGUGUCUAUUCUGUACAUGAUCCGAAGCGAUUUUGAUCAUCUAAUUUAUUUGAUUUGAUUUUGUUCUAAUCAAGACAGCAUUCACAUUUCUUCCAUCCACAUAGUAUUUGCAUUAGCCUUGAAAUAGCUUUGACAUUUAUUCACAAAGAACCCAAGGUUGUGUAGAUUCCUGCAAAAAAUGAUUCACAGAAUCCAAACGAUUGAAGGGCCAUUAAAAAUGACUAAUAAAUAUUUGACCAGCAUUCUCUUCAUCUCUGAAACGCCAGGGUUUUUUUCAGCCUCGGUCCUAGCUGCCGGGAGAAAGACACAUAUGUUAAAGCCACGAUCAGCUUGCAAAAAAUCAACAUUACAAAGUGUGAAAAAUGUAACCUUUCAACCCGUGUGCUAUUGUCACUUCCACUUAUGUGGUUUGUAGGACUUUAAGGACCGGUUUCACAGAUAUGGCUUAGCUUAAGCCAGGACUAUGCCUUAGUUGAAUUAAGAUGUUUAUGUCGCUUUUAUAAAACUGCCUUAGAAGAAUACAUUACUGGUGUGCAUCUUGAGACAAAACAAUGACACUGAUAUAUUUGAAGAUAUUUUGGGGCGUUAUAUUCUAUGGAGCCCCUUUAGGGACAUGGGGUGGAAAAAAUAUGAGAGGGAAGAGAAAAUAGAAAAUAGAUAAAAAAAUUUAAAGGUUUUGCGUUAUCUCGCAAAACUUUUGCGUUCUCUGGCAAAACAUUCAAACGUCCUGUUGUCCCGCUCCGUACAUUAACAAUGGAAUGGUUCAGAGUAGAUUCCCGGACCAAUAACUCGUGAGCUAAACGUUGUUAUAACACAAAUAACACAUAAUUCCUUAGACAAUGAUCUACAACCUAGUCUUCCUCAAAACAAGAAUAUAAAUUGAUCUCUAUAUGAGCAGGCGACAUGGACCAAAGAAGCCGUCAAAGAAACCGUCUGCAAAGCGACUGUAAAUCCGAAAAGCGUUAAUACAAAAAUAGUCAUUAAUAACUUAAAUGUUACACACUGUGGUCUCACCAUAUUCAGAUUACACAUUAAUGCUCUCCUGCUGAAUUUAAACUGGUUUUAGUUAUACUACAGCAUGUAGCACUGAAGUUAAUUACUAUUUUUCGUAGCCUAAUGAUCUUCGGGUUUUGCACUUUACAGACGAUCCCUUCGGUCUUGUCUCAGCCGGCUCCCGCCUGAGAUCAAUACAAGGCUCGAUUGUGUAUAAGAACGUUUAGCUCACGAGUUAUUGUUCCGGGAAUCUGCGACUAUAGACCAAUGUCUAUGUACGGAGCUAGUCUUAAAUUCUGCCAGCGGGACAUUAAACAUGAAGUGUUCAAAAUGUUUUGCGAGAGAAUGCAAAAGUUUUGUGAGAGAACGCAAAAGUUUUGCGAGAUAACGCAAAACCUUUUAAAAAAUAUUUUCUCUUCCCUCUAAUAUAUUUUUCCACCCCAUGUCUCUAAAGGGGCUCCGUAAUAUUCAGUUAAGACAGGUCACGCAUUCCUUUUAUAGUCUGAGACUAGCCUUAAGCCUUGUCUGUGAAACCGGGCCUAAAGGUUUUAUUUUUGAACACGUACCCGAAAAACAUUGUACAUAUAAAUGAUGUUUUAGAGGCUGUGUAUGGAGAUGGAUGUCUGGAACAUAUUUGCAUUGUUUCUGAUCAGAAAUGGUUUUGAAUUUUCUUUAAGUAAAUUAUUAUUUCUAUGUUUAGGCCAUGUGAAUGUGUCUGUGUAUUUCAAUGAAUGUAUAUGUGCUGGAAACUGGCAUGCAAAUAAUGUAUAUUUUCUUGAACACAUUAAAAACGUAUCCUCGUUUAAAUAAUAUGAUUGAGUUUCAUUUUGCUUAUUUAUUG